Molecule: messenger RNA, 2001 nt
Organism: Ostreobium quekettii
Lineage: Eukaryota; Viridiplantae; Chlorophyta; Ulvophyceae; Bryopsidales; Ostreobiaceae
Source: the annotation of a GenBank genome assembly
AUGGGGAUCCCCGGCUUCAACUCCUGGUUCACGUCGACGUACGCCGGCGCCUUUGUCAACCUCAAGGGCCUGAAGAUAGACCACCUGUACAUUGACAUGAACAGCGUGCUGCACCUCGUCUUGAGGAAAGCUUACAAUAUGGGUCAUUUUCAUGUUUCAUUGUACGCUCGUCUGGACAGCAUUGUCAGUGCCAUGAAUCCACAGAAGAGCAUCCUAUUUGCCCUUGAUGGCCCUGCACCACUUGCCAAACUUAUGACCCAAAGAUUAAGAAGAAAGAAAGUGGUGCUAACUGAAGCGAUGAGGAAGGGCAAGGUUGUGUCAGCUCUUGCCCUCACCCCUGGCACACCCUUCAUGGCAGAAGUGAGCGACUCCUUGGCCUACUACAUCUGUCAGAGGCUGAUGACCAAGAAAUUUUCGCAUCUUCACUAUGAGCUGUCGGGCGCCACUGUCCAGGGUGAAGGUGAAAUGAAGAUAUUAUCUCGUUUACACAGACCCUUGGAGCACGUAGGGCAAGAUGAUGCACAUGCUGUUGUUGGCAAUGACUCAGACCUCAUCCUCAUGGCUCUUCUGACGGACACACCCCACCUACACGUCUGUGGGCAGAUCCUCGAAGUAGAUCCCCCGCCACUUGAUAAGAUGAAAAUCCUGUCAGUGGACGCGCUGCACAAGUUGUGGCAGCGCAUCGGCCCUCCUCCUGUGGAAGAUGCAAAGGAGAAACUACGGCGGCUUCGAGGGCUGAAACAGGACCUGGCGUUGACGUGCAUCUUGGGAAGAGGCAAUGACUACCUCCCUGCGGUGCCAGGGGUGGCAAUGAAGCGUUUUGAUUCUUUUGGAGAUCAUGACGGCCUGUGGGCGACAUACUUGAGAAUGAGGAAGUUGCCAACGUACCAGAAACGGGCUUUGGCCAAUCGGGGCGCAGAUGGCUUCACCGUGCUGGAUGCGGAAUUUGUGGCGGACCUUCUGGACAAAGCAUCAAUUCCACAAAGAGCACAACCUGUGACCGUCAACAUCAAAGCAGCAGAUCCAGAGCAGUACUUGCAGGGCCUGUCUUGGAUACUGGACAUGUACCAGGGAGGUGUUUGUCCCGACUAUCGCUUCUGCUACGAUGGACUUGGUCCGACCUCGGAUGAGCUUUGCCAGGUCCUCAGAAAGUUCAAACUUGCCCCGCCUGCUCACAAGAAGAGGCUACAAGAAAAGGCAAUGGCUUCUGCUGUACCAAAAGGACAGCAAGGCCGUGCACUGAAAGGACAAGCACAGCAAGGACAACGGAAAAAUGACUCAUCCAGCUCAGCCAUGAAGCCCGUAGUUUGCGCAAUGGCGUUGCUGCCAAAGCAAGGGCAGAGCGUAGCGCCCAUGGCCCUCAGGCACCUCAUGAAUACGGACUCAUCUAUAUACGACAUGUACACUGACUGCAAGGAGUGCGAUCGCCUGUCAUCAGAGGUGGCUGCACAUCAAGUGGCGCUGGCCCAAAUGUCACGCCACAGGCUGCUGUUGCAAGAGAAGCUCUUGUGGCUGUCAAAAUCGAACGAGACGGACCCAGUACUUCAAAAGGAAACAGCACUGAUGUCCACUAAGAUCGAAGCUCUCAAGAAGCGGAUAACUUUGAAUGCGGCCCACCGCCAGCAGCAUCUCGAGAAUGCCCACCCAUAUGCGCCCUUUGCGAUCCACAGAAUAGAGAAAGCAGUGGGGGACGUCCCUUUGUCUGACUAUCCAGCGAAGGAGCGGCAUCUCGCCAAGUUUGGCAGUGAUUUCAUUUAUCGCCGUUUAGAUGGAGCUUCAAAAUCAGGCCAGUCCCAUUCCCGGAAGGCUUCGGGGCGUGGCAAGCAGAAUUUGGAGAAGGCAAAAGACCAGAGACUGACUCCCCCCCAGCCGCCAGGGCCGAGAUUUAAGGCUUUGCAAGGUCCUCUUCCGAUAUUGAGGUCUUUGCGUCCACCGGACCAGGCCCACAAAGUGUUUGCAGGACUUGCACGCUUUGCCACCUUCUUGAAGGGAAAGUUAUGA